Messenger RNA from Salvia miltiorrhiza (redroot sage), 450 nucleotides. RefSeq names its product cold and drought-regulated protein CORA-like. The transcript has a single exon. Bases 1 to 450 code for a protein of 149 amino acids. NCBI's taxonomy places the organism in Eukaryota, Viridiplantae, Streptophyta, Magnoliopsida, Lamiales, Lamiaceae. The record is from RefSeq and is a predicted model, not a curated record.
AUGGCAUUUGAUCAUUUAACUGACGCGGGUUUGAAAAUUAAGGCCGUCGCCGUCCGGCUAAAGCGUGCUUGGACAAAGAGACGAAAAGAUCGAGGCGAUGGUGGUGACGGUGGCGGUGGAGAAGAUGGAGGUGGAGGUGCAGAUAUUGAUGGCAACAGCGGAGGGGGAUUAGAAGCCGGUGGUCAUGGUGACCACAACGGCGGAGGACAUCACGACGGUGGCGGGUAUCACGGCGGCGGAGGGUAUCAUCACGGCGGCGAUCACGGCGGUGGAGGACAUCAUCACGGCGGCGGAGGGCACCAUCACGGCGGCGAUCACGGCGGCGGAGGGCAUCAUCACGGCGGCGAUCACGGCGGUGGAGGACAUCAUCACGGCGGCGAUCACGGCGGUGGCGGAGGGCAUUACGGCGGCGACGGUGGUGGUGGUGGUGGUGGUGGAUUUGCAUUUUGA